Postia placenta MAD-698-R-SB12 is the source of this 1578-nucleotide messenger RNA. RefSeq lists its product as hypothetical. The transcript has 3 exons. The record is from RefSeq and is a predicted model, not a curated record. Gene Ontology annotation, molecular function: protein binding. Bases 1 to 1578 code for a protein of 525 amino acids. Lineage: Eukaryota; Fungi; Basidiomycota; Agaricomycetes; Polyporales; Adustoporiaceae.
AUGGUGGACAAUCAUCUCACUUGUUCCGAAGCAUCGUCGCUGUUGGAGAAGCUGAGUAACUCCUGCGGACAAUGGAGGUCAGUAGCGACUUGCUUCCAGCUCGAGUGCAUCGAGAAUGUGCUCCUGAAUUCCCUUUCGGAUGUCCGGAUGUCUCUCAACGCACAGCGCCCUAUCAACCGUCUUCCUGUCGAGGUUCUCAGUGAAAUCUUCCGCCGAAUACUAUCUCCAUUUGACAUCCGAGGCGAUUUCUUAGUCUGGGAUUCCUUGUUCGAUUUCAGGGAUACCAAUGUGCUGCUCCCACUGACACAUGUAUGUCGUCGGUGGCGUGAUGUGGCAUUGGACACACCCACUCUUUGGACAACCCUCAACAGCUACUUUCAUCCUGGUGCCGUUGACGAGUAUUAUUUACGCUCGCAAAGCGCGCCGUUGAAAGUUUGGACAACCCCCAACAUCUACUUUCUGCUCAACAACGUGCAACAAUUAUGGCACACCGACGGACAGCGCAUUCAGUCGCUCGCCUCGUAUAGAGGGUGCGAUUCCGACCUACCCACGUCCUACGCCCACGGACUCCGCGCCUUGGCAGCACGGGACUGUGUGCUUCAAGGCGAUGUUUCUCACGUCAAGGUGCUUGUCCUACGCUCGGUGGAUUGGCACCUGCCUGGCACCCUCACCAAUCUCACGCACCUUUUCCUCGCCAACAAUCAGCUACACAUCGUAGACUUGUUUCGCGUCUUGUCAAUUGCGCCAAGACUAGAGGACCUGGGCCUAUCGGCAAUCAGCGCUAUGGAGUCAUUCGACGCUCAUGAAGAUAUCCCUGCUGUGACCCUUCAGCAUCUUCGCCGUCUCGCAAUCCACCAUCCAGACAGGAACAUUGUAUCCGGACUCUUCUCGCACGUCGGUCUUCCUACGUGCUUGGCGGCCAGCUUCGAACUCUGUGAAGUGCCCGAUCUUCAAUGGCUGGUACCUCUGACGCAGAAUGACGCACAGUCUUUGCACAUUUCUACCUGGGAGUACUCCGCGUCGAUAAUCGCAGCUGGUCCUUCGAAAGCGGUGCGCUUUAGUAGCCCCAAAGGCUCAGAAAUGGUCCGAUGGAUCGUGGCUCUACUGUCACAUUUCCAAUUGAAAGAUCUUUGGAUUAAAAGUACUUACUCGGAUGAGUUUGAAGAGGCGAUCAUCGAACAUACUCCAUGGGUGGAGACACUACACCUCGGGCCCUCCGCUUGCGUUACUAUGAUAGGGGCCCUUUUGGACAACCCUUCCUGUUGGCUAAAGCUUACGAAAGUUGUACUAUUGCACCCACCUCAACCCACCGAGAUACUCGAUCUUGCAGAGUCUCGGGCGCGUUUGGGCUGCCCUCUGGAGGAACUCGAAUGCCACGAGAGACGAAGCAUGAUCUCUGAAAAGUAUUCACAGGAUCUAGAGAAAAACAGAUCUCAUGUGGGAGUGGUACGGCUUAUCGAAGAUGGUCCAAUCGCAUUACCGUUACCAGAUGUAUGCACCGACGGCGUUCCCUCACCGUAUUUCUGGCCGGAGGAAUGGGGUGAGUUGAACUCUCGAGUCAUUGCCGUUUUGAUGUAA